CGCUUGUUUACAUCUCAGUAUUUGACAGUCGGUGGAAUAGUAGACUUCGCCACGCGCUGAAUGAUUCGAUCUGUGUUGUUGAAACAAACUUUUGCAACCAGCACAAUGUCGGGCAAAUCGAAAGGAUCGAAGGGAGGCAAAAGUACGGCAAAGGAACCAAUUGCAUCACCUCAAGGCCCAGUGUAUGUGGAUCCAAAGUCCGGAAAUGUAUUGAUAAAGAUUCAAGCAAAGCCCGGGGCCAAAUCAAACGGGAUAACUGACAUUGGCGAAGAAGGAGUAGGCGUUCAGAUAGCGGCUCCCCCAGUCGAUGGAGAGGCCAACACGGAGCUAAUCAAGUAUCUUUCCAAGCUGCUCGAGUUGCGCAAAAGUGACGUCAGUCUGGAUAGGGGCUCCAAGUCUCGCCAGAAGACGGUCGUCCUCGAAAAAGGCUGCCGAACGCCGGAGCAGGUGAUGGAUGUUUUUCGGAAAGAAUCACAACAGUCAUGAUUCGUCGUUUUUCACUUGUGGUUUUAUUUAUUGGUAAGUUCAUAAUAGCUUUAUCCUCACAUCGUUACGUGUAUGUGUAUAUCUAUACUCUUCUUUUCUGUGGAAUAAAAUAAGGGUAGUUACAAUCGUAAUGAAAGAUA
This is a messenger RNA of Toxorhynchites rutilus septentrionalis, 626 nucleotides long. RefSeq names its product UPF0235 protein C15orf40 homolog. Bases 61 to 486 code for a protein of 141 amino acids. The record is from RefSeq and is a predicted model, not a curated record. Gene Ontology annotation, cellular component: cytoplasm. NCBI's taxonomy places the organism in Eukaryota, Metazoa, Arthropoda, Insecta, Diptera, Culicidae. The transcript is spliced from 2 exons.